AUGGCGGAGGGAGUCUCAUCUUCGGCACCACUGUUCCGCGUGAGAAAUCGAAGGGGACAACAAGGUGCUAUUCGGCAAAAAAAUAAAAGUGAAUCGAGUGAAGAGGAAAGUGGUCCAUUGGUAAAAACUGGUGUAAAAAGAAGGAUUCGAAAUAAUCCGAUGGUUCAAUCUACUAAUAAGAAGAAAUUAUUGACGAAACGCAGAAGUUCUUCCUCAUCUUCGGUAGAGGAGGAGGAUGAGGUGUCUCAAAAAGAUAUUGUUGGAGAGUUUAAAUCUAGUGGAACCGCAGAUCGCGCUGGACCAUCUGACAUGGGCGCAACCGCUACUAGCGAAAUCGAUACGGAGGCAGAUCGUGAUGCUCAAGCACAAUUUGAAAGAGUGCAAGCCGCGUUGAAAGAUGGAACUGAUGACAAAGUCUAUCGCGGAGCAGCCAUGUAUGGUGCGAAGGAGAAAAAAGACACUGCCAGAGGGAAGGCUUCAUCUGGUCUUAACCGUAUAGGACCGAUAAGAGCACCGAAUUUUUUGAGGCAAUCGGUUCGUUGGGAUUUUGCCCCAGAUAUCUGUAAAGACUACAAAGAAACUGGUUUUUGUACUUUUGGAGAUUCUUGUAAAUUUAUGCAUGACAGGACAGAUUAUAAGCAUGGAUGGGAAAUUGAGCGCGAUUAUGAAGCAGGGCGAAUGAAGGAAGAUGACGAUGACAAAUACGUAAUACAUAGUAGUGAUGAAGAGGAAGAUAGUGCAGAGCUUCCUUUCAAAUGUUUUAUUUGUCGUGAUUCGUUCAAAAACCCCGUAGUAACAAAGUGUAAACACUAUUUUUGUGAGAGAUGUGCUCUGGAACAUUUCCAGCGGACACAGAAGUGUUUUGUUUGCGACCAAAACACUAUGGGUGUCUUCAACGUUGCUAAAGGUGGGUCGAAUUUUGAAGGAGGUAAUGAAGCAAGUGUUGGAGAUUCUGUGGUAGUAAAAACUGAAAUGGAUAAUGAAACUUUCAUUACGGCAAAAAAUGAAGCUGAAGAAUUUACGACCAUAAAAGGCGAACUAGAAAUAAAAAAGGAAAACCUUUUACCUGAUGAUUCUGAUGAUGUCUAA
Enterobius vermicularis (human pinworm) is the source of this 1089-nucleotide messenger RNA. NCBI's taxonomy places the organism in Eukaryota, Metazoa, Nematoda, Chromadorea, Rhabditida, Oxyuridae. The record is from the annotation of a GenBank genome assembly.